Messenger RNA from Cordyceps militaris CM01, 2706 nucleotides. Its product is annotated as small nucleolar ribonucleoprotein complex subunit. The transcript has 3 exons. The coding region runs from base 1 to 2706 and encodes 901 amino acids. Gene Ontology annotation, cellular component: 90S preribosome; nucleolus; small-subunit processome. Gene Ontology annotation, molecular function: U3 snoRNA binding; protein binding. Lineage: Eukaryota; Fungi; Ascomycota; Sordariomycetes; Hypocreales; Cordycipitaceae. The record is from RefSeq and is a predicted model, not a curated record. Gene Ontology annotation, biological process: endonucleolytic cleavage in 5'-ETS of tricistronic rRNA transcript (SSU-rRNA, 5.8S rRNA, LSU-rRNA); endonucleolytic cleavage to generate mature 5'-end of SSU-rRNA from (SSU-rRNA, 5.8S rRNA, LSU-rRNA).
AUGGCUACAAAGCAGCCUUUGAAAACGACUUUCGAUGUCGAUCGCGUGAUCCGUCCCAUAUUCACUGGUGGAUCCGUGUCAAUUGGCAAUGAUGCGCAAGUCUUGGCCACCACAAUUGGCGAGGAUGCUAUUCUCACCAACCCCACCAACGGUCGGCAUCUUGGAGAAAUCGAAGGAGAUGGAGAGCUCAUUUCAACGCUGACUCUGACACCCUCUGCUUCGCACCUCAUCAUCUGCUCUCGAUCACUGUCCAUGAGAAUCUUCUCGCUGAAAAAGUCGGCGGAUGGGGACACCAUUGAAUCAUCUCUUCUUCGAACGCUCAAACCUCAUGGCACACCAGUUGUAGUGAUUGCCGUCGACCGAACAAGCACGCUCCUCGCUACGGGCGGCACAGAUGGCGCGAUCAAGGUUUGGGAUAUUGCUGGCGGUUAUGUGACACAUACAUUCCGCGGUCCCUCUGGUCUGAUAUCGGCGCUGCACUUUUUCGAAGUUGCAUCUCAAUCCCAGGAUGCUAAGCGGUCUCGCAAAGCGAAAGGCCCCUCACAAGACGAAGAGGAAGAAGAUUUAAACACAACUAGCUUCAGACUCAUAUCCGGCAGUCAGGAUGGCAAAGUCAAAGUAUGGGACCUGAACAAACGGAGUUGCAUAGCGAAUCUCGACUCACAUGUCUCUGACGUCAAAGGACUGGAUUAUUGCCCUACGCAGCAUGCCAUCGUGACUGCUAGUCGCGACAAGACACUCAUUUGGUGGGAUGCCAAGUCUUGGAAGAUCCGCAGAGUUGUACCCUGCCUAGAACUUGUGGAGUCUACUGGAUUUCUUGACAAUGGCAACUUGACAUAUUCAGCCGGCGCUACUGGUUGUCUUCGUAUCUGGGACACAGAUACAGGCAAAGAAUUGACGCCAAAACAAGCGGAGAAGAGCGAGGAAGAAGCCUUCGUAACUGCUUUGUACAGACCUGGUUUACCGUUUAUAAUUGGCGUCCAAGUAGAUCAUACGUUGGCUCUGUACAAACCGCCAACGAAGGUAGAGUCUGUCUCGCUUGCUGCGCCCGAGCCUUUCCGCCGCAUUUCCGGAACCCACGACGACAUCAUCGAUCUUGCCUAUAUGCUACCUGAUAGCACUCUACUCGCCUUGGCUACAAACUCCGAAGACAUUAGGCUGGUUUCUAUUGUGGAAUCUGAGGUGGACACCGCAGCCCCGGCAUGGAGCAUUGAUAGCGCGCCGUAUUUCGGUCAAGAUACGGCACUUCUAAAGGGGCAUGAAGACAUUGUCAUCUCACUAGACGUUGACUGGUCUGGUCACUGGAUUGCGACCGGUGCAAAAGAUAACACGGCAAAGCUUUGGCGAAUUGAUCACGCCAACCGGUCAUACACCUGCUGGGCCACCUUCUCGGGCCACGCCGAGUCCCUUGGUGCCGUUGGUCUACCGAAAACACCCCCCCAAGAGAGUUCUCAGGCAUUCCAAGACCCCCUGUCCCAUCCUCCUACCUUUGUUAUUACCGGUUCCCAGGACCAGACUAUCAAGAAGUGGGAGGUGCCUCGCAAGUCGCAGCAGCAGGGAACCAAGUUGGGUGCCAAAUCACUCUAUACUCGAAAGGCACAUGACAAGGAUAUAAAUGCUAUUGAUGUUCAUCACUCUGGAAACUUGUUUGCUUCAGCCUCUCAAGACAAGACUGUGAAAAUUUGGUCUGUUGCCGAGGGCGAAGUGCAAGGUAUUCUACGGGGCCACAAGCGAGGUGUGUGGUCAGUACGCUUUUCGCCUGUGAACCUGCCUGCACUGCAGAGUGACGACGGCCCCGUUACCGGCAAAGGUGUCGUUCUUACGGGCAGUGGUGACAAGAGUAUCAAGCUCUGGAGUCUGGCCGACUACACGUGUAUUCGAACCUUUGAAGGGCAUUCAAACAGCGUGUUGAAGGUUGCAUGGCUCAACAUGCCUGCGAAAGGCGAGCAGAAGAAACUCGUCCAGUUUGUUAGUGCUGGCGGCGACGGCCUGGUCAAGGUCUGGGACACCAACUCGGGCGAGACAGAGUGUACGUUGGACAACCAUGAAGACAGAGUAUGGGCUGUUGCUGUACAACCAAAGACGAAUAUGAUUGUCUCUGGCAGCGGUGACUCGACGGUGUCUUUUUGGAAGGAUACUACAUCAGAGACACAAGCUGCCGCGUCCAAGGCUGCCUUUGAUCUGAUCGAGAAAGAGCAAGAGCUGCAAAAUCACAUCCACGCUGGUUCCUACAGAGAAGCCAUCACACUAGCUCUACAGUUGAACCACCCGGGGAGACUGUUGUCUCUCUUCACUUCAGUUGUUACUAGAGAAACGAAAGACGAGGGCAGUUACACCGGCUUGCGAGCCGUGGAUGAGGUUCUCGGCAAUCUCUCCGACGAUCAGAUCUUCCUACUGUUACUCCGUCUACGAGACUGGAACACGAAUGCGCGCACUGCCCCUGUUGCACAGAGAAUUCUCUGGGCUCUGGUGCGCAGCUACCCAGCUUCCAAAUUCUCCACCUUGUCCGUCAAGGGCGCGCGCGGGCAGCAGAGCCUGAAGGAUAUCCUUCAAGCGUUGAGAGUUUACACCGAUAGACACUACAAACGCAUGGAAGAUUUGGUGGAUGAAAGCUAUUUAGUAGAGUAUACAUUACGAGAAAUGGAUAACCUUGCUCCUGUGGCAGGCGAGGAUGAGGUUAUGGAGGAUGGCAUGAUUUGUAUAUAA